Zalophus californianus (California sea lion) is the source of this 2864-nucleotide messenger RNA. It is a transcript of the gene COCH, whose product is annotated as cochlin. NCBI's taxonomy places the organism in Eukaryota, Metazoa, Chordata, Mammalia, Carnivora, Otariidae. The record is from RefSeq and is a predicted model, not a curated record. The transcript has 12 exons. The coding region runs from base 113 to 1765 and encodes 550 amino acids.
ACAGUGCUCAUGCGCGCAGCCAGGCCUUUAUAGCGGCGGCAGGAGACACGCUUUCCGCACUCGGGCGCAGCCAGAAGGAUCCGACUCAGGUCCGAGGAGCCCCUCGACUACCAUGUCUGCAGCCUGGAUCCCCGUUCUCUGCCUCGGUGUCUGUCUGCUGCUGCUGCCGGAGCCUGCGGGCAGCCAGGGAGCUGUUCCCAUUGCUAUCACAUGCUUUACCCGAGGCCUGGACAUCAGGAAAGAGAAAGCAGAUGUACUUUGCCCAGGGGGCUGUGCUCUUGAGGAAUUCUCGGUGUUUGGGAACAUAGUGUAUGCGUCUGUAUCAAGCAUAUGUGGCGCAGCUGUCCACAGGGGAGUAAUCAGCAUCUCAGGGGGACCUGUGCGAAUAUAUAGCCUACCAGGUCGAGAAAACUAUUCCUCAGUAGCUGCCAAUGGCAUUCAGUCUCAAACACUUUCCAGAUGGUCUGCUUCUUUCACAGUGACAAAAGGAAAAAGUGGUACCCAGGAAGCCACAGGACAAGCAGUGUCCACAGCACGUCCACCAACAGGGAAACGACUAAAGAAAACACCUGAGAAGAAAACUGGCAAUAAAGACUGUAAAGCUGAUAUUGCAUUUCUGAUUGAUGGAAGUUUUAAUAUUGGGCAGCGCCGAUUUAAUCUACAGAAGAAUUUUGUUGGCAAAGUGGCUCUAAUGUUGGGAAUUGGAACAGAGGGACCACACGUGGGCCUUGUUCAAGCCAGUGAACAUCCCAAAAUAGAAUUUUACUUGAAAAACUUUACAUCAGCCAAAGAUGUUUUGUUUGCCAUAAAGGAAGUAGGUUUCAGAGGGGGUAAUUCCAAUACAGGAAAAGCCUUGAAGCAUACCGCCCAGAAAUUCUUCACAGCAGACACUGGAGUAAGAAGAGGGAUCCCCAAAGUGGUGGUGGUAUUUAUUGAUGGCUGGCCUUCUGAUGACAUUGAAGAAGCAGGCAUCGUGGCCAGAGAGUUCGGUGUCAAUGUAUUUAUAGUUUCUGUGGCCAAGCCUAUCCCUGAAGAACUGGGGAUGGUUCAGGAUGUUGCAUUUGUUGACAAGGCUGUCUGUCGGAAUAAUGGCUUCUUCUCUUACCACAUGCCUAACUGGUUUGGUACCACAAAAUAUGUAAAGCCUCUGGUUCAGAAACUCUGCACUCAUGAGCAAAUGAUGUGCAGCAAGACCUGUUACAACUCAGUGAACAUAGCCUUUCUAAUUGAUGGCUCCAGCAGUGUUGGAGACAGUAAUUUUCGCCUCAUGCUUGAAUUUGUUUCCAACAUAGCCAAGACUUUUGAAAUCUCAGACAUUGGUGCCAAGAUAGCUGCUGUACAGUUCACCUAUGAUCAGCGCACAGAAUUCAGUUUCACUGAUUAUAGCACCAAAGAGAAUGUCCUAGCUGUUAUCAGAAACAUUCGCUAUAUGAGCGGUGGGACAGCCACAGGCGAUGCCAUCUCCUUCACUGUUAGAAAUGUGUUUGGUCCCAUGAGGGAGAGCCCCAACAAGAACUUCCUGGUAAUUGUCACAGACGGCCAGUCCUAUGAUGAUGUUCGAGGCCCUGCUGCUGCUGCACACGAUGCAGGUAUCACCAUCUUCUCUGUUGGUGUGGCUUGGGCACCUUUGGAUGACCUGAAAGAUAUGGCCUCUAAACCAAAGGAGUCACAUGCUUUCUUCACAAGAGAGUUCACAGGAUUAGAACCAAUUGUUUCCGAUGUCAUCAGAGGCAUUUGUAGAGACUUCUUGGAAUCCCAGCAAUAAUGGGGACGUUCUGACAACUGAAAGAAAAAGUGCAAGAGGAUAGAAUGUAUAAGUCAUUUUCUCAUACCAAAAUACUAUAUAGCAUACUAGGAUCAGAUACAAAACUAUUAUAUUAAAAAUGCCAACAGCUGUUUCAAGCAAAUAAGCAUUCAUUUAAAGCUACUACCUUCUAAUGACAAUUUAGAAUUGUUAAAACUCUGCCGAGACUUCAUAAUCAUGACCCUUAGAAACUCAGGAAAGAGGAAAUAUCGUGCAUCCAAAUCUUAAGAAUUCUAAAAUGCGUAUUAUAUGUAUAGAAAUGCAAAUUCCAUAGCUCAAUAAAAUGAUAUUCAGAACAAAAGCAACAUUCCUUCUCUAAUCAUUGUAUUAAACACAUAAGGAAAAUGAAACAGUUAAUUCAGUUAAAAUGUUAUUUUGCCCCAAUAGAUGUUGUUUUAAAACCAACAAUAUUUGUUACUUGAUAUACUAAAAAGUUGUAAUUAUGAAUGAAAUGGAAGGGAAUUAGGCAUGAAGUUUCUUUUGUAGUGUAUUUUCAUAACAUAACGGGAGUAUCACACUGAACAAGACAGCAGGAUUGCCUGGUAUUUUUCUAUUUAUAUCCUUAAUUUUAUACGUGUAUAGAUAUAUUUGGCUUAUACUCAAAGUCAUCCAUGUACUAAAAAAUAGCUAAGUUGGUAAAUUUUUACUUACUACUUAUAGUUGUAAACAUUUGGCUGUGAGGAAAAGCACGUAUUAAAAAUAGAACUGCAGGGAAAAAUAUUGUAGUUUGACUAUUUAAGCAAUAAACUGUUAGUGACUAUUAUUCUAAGCUGCUUUACUUUUAUUAUCCCAAGUAUCUAUCCCUGGAACAUGGUAAAAAAUCCUACAUUCACUAUUUUAUGCAGAAAGACCAAUUCUGAAUUUUUUAAAUUGUUAUAUUUAUUCAACUAUUUAUUGAAUGUCUCCUGUUCUAGGCAUUAUACACACAGCCACUACCAAGUUAAACAGCAUGAGAUGCUUUUGAUUAAACAAAAAUGUCUUCUAACAUUAUCUUUACUUCCAUAUGCUUGUAAAGUUGGUUUUUGAAAAGUGAUGAGAAUUCCCUUAAUAUAACUAUCAU